Annulohypoxylon maeteangense is the source of this 1895-nucleotide messenger RNA. Its product is annotated as HAD-like domain-containing protein. Gene Ontology annotation, biological process: glycerophospholipid biosynthetic process. The coding region runs from base 138 to 1667 and encodes 509 amino acids. Gene Ontology annotation, cellular component: mitochondrion. Lineage: Eukaryota; Fungi; Ascomycota; Sordariomycetes; Xylariales; Hypoxylaceae. The transcript has a single exon. The record is from RefSeq and is a predicted model, not a curated record.
UAGUCUUUCCUCUUGAUUCUACAUAACAAACAAUCUUCUCCUUCUACUCAUCUCAAUACCCAUUAUCAAGCAAUUUUGAAGCAUUUUGAAACUCCUUUUUGAAGAAUCUAUACCCCACCCCCUAAACUACAUUCAAGAUGCCUAUGUUCGAAGACUACGACCUUGUCCAGGCUUCUGAGAAGCAGGUGAGGAAGGUGGCUUCCAUGACCAACGCCAACGGCAAUGGCAAUGGAGCAGACCAAGCAGUAGAGCAUCACUUAGGCCACGAUUCACUAGCAAUUCCCGGCGAGCACGAUGACGGCCCGAUCGAAGUUCCUGCCUCAAGAUCAUCUAUCUCUGAGGCUGCUAAAUACAUGCACACUUUGAGCGCCACACCAUCCAUGAAGGAGAGACGAGGCUCUCGUAACUCCUUCGGUUCCACUCUCCCCAUCCCCAGAUCUAAGAGACAAUCCCGUCUAUCUUCGGUCCACUACCCCGAUGGAGAUGAGUCCCUUACCCGUCCCACGCGCCCGGGAAUGCCCCCUGUCCAGGCUUCGCGUGCUAUCUUAGCUUCACAAGUCCAGAGCGUUGAAGUCGAGAAGGUGAAGAAGGCCAAGAACAUGGCAUUCGCUUUCGAUAUCGACGGUGUCCUGGUCCACGGUGACCGUCUUAUCCCCGAAGGCCGUCGUGCGCUCGAAAUCCUAAACGGUGACAACGAGCUCGGUAUCAAGAUCCCCCACAUCUUCCUGACAAACGGAUCGGGAAAGCCUGAACAGGCUCGCUGCGACCAACUUGCCAAGAUCUUACAAAACCCUGUCAACAUCGAGCAAUUCAUUCAAUCACAUACCCCUAUGAGUGCUCUCUCAGAAUACUACAACACCGUUCUAGUCGUUGGUGGCGAAGGCUACAAAUGCCGUGAAGUUGCUGAGAGAUACGGCUUUAAGGACAUCGUUGUCCCCAACGAUAUUGUUGCCUCCGACCCAUCCAUCGCCCCUUACCGGGUAUUCACUGACGAAGAGCGAGCCUCCUCCCGACCGCGGGAUUUCACAAAGGUUAACAUUGAGGCUAUCAUGGUCUUCUCCGACUCUCGAGACUACGCUACAGACAUGCAAAUCAUUAUGGAUCUCCUGCGCUCUGAGAACGGUCGCUUGGGAACUAUGGCUAAGGACCCUGUUUCCCAGCGCAUUCCUAUCUACUUCUCCCAAGGUGACCUUUUGUGCCCCACUGAGCACUGGACACCCCGUAUGUCUCAGGGCGCAUUCCGUAUCGGCCUUGAGGCCAUGUACAGAGCUCUUACUGGUGCCGACCUCGAGCGUGUCGUCUACGGCAAGCCUGAGACUGCCACCUACAAGUACGCUGACGAGGUUCUCGCCUCGUGGAUGGAGCAACUUCACGGCGAGGAGAAGUUACCUGAGAACAUCUACAUGAUCGGUGAUAACCCGGCGUCUGACAUCAUCGGUGGCAACAUGUACGGUUGGAACACUUGCCUUGUCCGCACUGGUGUCUUCCAAGGCGGUGACAACGACGAGAACAACCCAGCCAACUUUGGUGUAUUCCCCAACGUUCUCGAGGCCGUCCAAACUGCUCUACGGAAGCAGCUAGGCGACGACUUCAAGAUGCACUUUGACGAGAUGAUCAACCCUGUUCUCCACGCAGACGCAGCUGAUGCUGCCGCUGUCAUAAUAUAAUGACGGAACGAUGAAUAUCUUUUGUUUUUUGGGAAGGGCGUUAAAUGGGGGGAAACUUGACGAAUUUUCUUGGAUAUUUAGGAUUUUAACGACAUCAUAUCAUCAGCAUUGACUAACCAUCAAGCAUGACAAACUUAGAGAGAUUGGAAAGACUGACAACCUCCUGGAGAGACAUUUAGAGAUUUUUUCUUUUGGCAAAUUCAACCACCUUCUUACGGCUUGUGUGGU